Molecule: messenger RNA, 2300 nt
Organism: Seminavis robusta
Lineage: Eukaryota; Bacillariophyta; Bacillariophyceae; Naviculales; Naviculaceae
Source: the annotation of a GenBank genome assembly
AUGACAGUCUACACUCCCUUCAAGUUGUGUUGCAUCCUAUCAGGGAUCGUUCUGCUUUACGUAUGUGCUACCAGUAGCAACCACAACGUGCUAAUAUUACUUCCCGUCGUGAUACCAUCAUCGUCUUUAUCAUCCAAGAAGAAGACGGCCUUCUUGUUGCUCCAAGACUUUCGAAUGUGUCGUAUUCGACCCGAGCCGGUGAUCGGCGAACCGUGGGUGGAAAUGGCAACCAUGGCACGACAUGGACUUCCACCCGUCGACUAUCAGUGUUCUGGCAAGCCCUAUCAUCAGUUUGCGGGGCUCUUGGAAGACCUCAUUCUAACCGAGUCGUCGUCCUCAUUGUCCCUGUGGGGCAAACGAGACACUUUGGUUCCCUUGUCGAACAACAACUCUACUACCAAUAACGGACGGACCAUUUUGUUCAUGGGCAACAGUCAUACACGACAAACCGUCCAAGCACUCUUGUGUCAGUACCAGGACCAAAUUGUAUCCUACCAAACACUCUCCGAACCAGGCGCCUUUGUGGUGGAGAUGCAGCACAAUUUGACUAUCUACGCGGCGUGCAACAGUCCCUUUGUCGCAUCCAAAUCAUGGUACAAAACGUUGGAACAACGAAUCGUAAAACGUCCUUUGGCAACCGGUGUGGAUGCCAUUGUCUUGGGACAUUUCAAUACGGCACAAGAAUCCGUCAAAACAAACUAUGGACAAAUGAUGAUGCAACAACACUAUAAUAACAAUACUGGUGCCAAUUUUCCCAAGGCACCCACCAUGGACACUGUGGCGGCCAUGUACACGGGUCCUGUGAUUUGGGUGGGAAUGUAUGCCCAGCGCAAUCUACCGUUUCAUCAGCAAGCCGUAGACUACACUCUGCGAAAUCAUCAUUUGUCACGGUCCAACCUGCGUGCUGUCUACGCCCGACGGUACAUUGACAAACUAAUAGCAGCACAACUACACGAACAUGAACAAGCCAACAACAAGAAGAAACUGGCAGUGGAGGAAUGCAGCAUUGAUGGCCGCACCGCUGUGGGGACCUGUGAUACCGAUCCAACGGGAACGCGAUUUCGAGAUGGGCAUCGGUGUACGGGAUCUCGGGGAGGGCAUCCGGAUUUGAUUGCAUGGGAUGUCGUGGAAGCCUUGCAUAAUGUCCUUUCAUAGCUGCAAGAGAAUGGGGGAAAACGCGCAAAGCUAGCUAGCUAGAUGUCUAGAGUGGAGAUUGAACUGGCCUAAGAAGCAACGGUUCUUGCUUCAGUGCAAAACGUCGUGCCGGCAGUGGCAAAAGGAGACAAUCACGGGGGACACGCUUACGCCGCUCCUGUCAAGGUGAUAACCACCACAUUCAUUUAGCUAGGCUGGCAUCCGAUAUAUUCGUCGUUGUCAACCUGCACAGCCAAGAUUUGAUGCUCGAGAGUCCAUUGAGAGCACUUCAUUGGUGGUACGGUACCAUAGCUACGAGAAUCCUGUACCCGCAUGAUGGCUAUUGUUAUCACGAAAGGGAAGCCCCGCCAGUUUUGGCUUAUGUGGACCAGCACAGCGGCAGCAUAAACGGUACCAACAACCACAACUGUACAUCGUAUCGGCGGCUAAUUCAGUAGCGAAACUUCCGAGCCAAUAAUCUAUAGAAGCAUUGUCCAGAACAACGCCCGGCUAUUCGGUGGUGUGGACAACUCUUCUUACCAAUCCAGGUAUCUCCACAAAGCCUCCAGACCUUCCCAAGGCAUGUACGGCAGCGUAAGCUAGCUAAAAGAAUGAAAUGGAAAACAAGAGCCAAGGAAGAUAGAUACUAUUCUCAGAGGUUUAUGCAUCAUCAGACAACUAGCUAACCAAGCAGACAACCAUAACCCAACUCUUUGUGCUCAACAGAAGCUCAGGCAUUUUGAGACAGGAAGUCUUGAAUCCAAGCCCAAGUUUCUUGGUAACAUGUAGGGGCAUUCCACAAAUCAUAAAAAUUCCAUGCGCAACCAUUUCCAAUUGCAUAUUUCAACACAUCCAAAUUUCCAAAAUUUGUAGCACAAUAACUUGUCCCUACAUCCCAAGGACACCCAUGUUCAUGGGCAUAUUUGAGCAUUUCCAAGUCGCCCUUCCGAGCAGCUUCGGAGCAUGUCUUCUCAUCCCACAAGCAACCAUUUUCAUGGGCAUACUUCAAGAUUGCUAAAUGGCCAAUGAAAGGCAGCACGCGCACAAGUGGUUGCAUUCCAAGGACACCCAUUUUCAUGGGCAUACUUCAGGAUAUCUAAAUGGCCACACAUUGCAGCUUCAGAGCAAGUCUUUCCAUCCCAUGGACACCCAUUUUCAUGGGCAUA